Molecule: messenger RNA, 1257 nt
Organism: Linderina pennispora
Lineage: Eukaryota; Fungi; Kickxellomycota; Kickxellomycetes; Kickxellales; Kickxellaceae
Exons: 5
Cellular component (GO): nucleus; mitochondrial outer membrane; cytosol
Molecular function (GO): protein binding
Source: RefSeq, a predicted model, not a curated record
AUGCGCGCAGUGUUCCUGUUCCUCAACUCCGACUUCAAGGCCAUUGAAACACUACUCCACCACAAGCGCCAUACGCUGCUGUACGCUUCCGAGGGACACGCGGCCAUCCAGUACCUGCGCGCCAUGAUGACAUUCAGCAAAGAGGCGAUGCACGAUGCCCAGACAGCAGCAAACAACACUAUUAAUCUGGCCACGCGCUUCCGCAAGCCACGCGGCGUCGGCGCAAUACUGUCGGCGUCGACUUCACGCGAGGGCAGCCGUGGCACCAAGCCCGACUGGUAUGCACUCCGGGGCAUGACACCCCUGCAGCGCCAUGCCGAGCUUGUCCAUGCUGAGGCGUAUCUGCUGCGAGCCAUGCUGAACAUCGGGACCAGCGGCGGGGCCAUGGCGUUUCUGAAGGAGGGAUGGCACGUAAAAUCUGCCUAUGCCACAUACCGCGACUGUUACUCGUAUAUCCAGGCCGAGUAUGCAGUGGGAAACAUGGUUGAUGAUCAUUUUGUGAGCGGCACAUACCUGGGAAUGGGCGUGUUCAACCUGAUUCUGAGCAUGCUACCGGCGCGUCUCCUGCGCUUUGUCGAGUUUGUCGGUUUCUCGGCCGACCGCAAGCUGGGCCUGGAGCUGCUGGCCAUUGCUGCUGGCUGGCGCACAGAGAUCCACCCGUGUGGGUACGGCCUGAGGUCCGAGUUUUGCUCGAUAAUGCUGCAAAUGUACCAUACGAUGUUCUGCUACGACCUGUUCCUCGGCUACCCGAACCUGCCGCUGGUCGAGAAAGUGAUCCACCGGUCCAUUGCCCAGCACCCGCAGAGCCUGAUCUUUAUGUAUUUCAACGGACGGUCGCACGUAAUCCAUACCGAGCUCGGUGCAGCCAUCAAAAUCUUUGACCGUCUGAUCGCCAACGACCCGCCCAGUGAUAGCGACUGGCGCCAGCUGCAGUACCUCGGAUACUGGGAGCGGUCUUUAUGUCUGAUGGCGCUCGGAAGAUGGCUCGAGGCCGCCCAGGGGUUCAACACACUGCGCACUGAGAAUAACUGGAACAAGGCCGUCUACACGUACGGCCUCGCGUCAUGCCUCUGGGAGCAUUACCUGGUUCAGUGCGGGGGCACCGCGCCUAACCUGAUGAAGACGGUGCCGUCGCUGACGCGCAAGGUGGCAGGGAAGUCAAUCCCAAUCGAGAAAUAUCUAGUGCGCAAGGCACACAAGUUCGCACUGCAAGAGUGUUUCCUGCAGCGGCCUGGUCUGGAGCUCAUCCAUGUCUGG